CCAAUUUUGCAACUGCAAUGCUUCAUAUUGUGCAAAUAAAUACAGUGUAGUUUUACGCUAUUAUCUUGGGAGCUAGUGGUUGUGGACGGAAUGCAGUCCACCCUGGGGCAACGCGCCCCCUUUUCGGGAGGACUAGCAUUAGGUAGCGCAACCCAUAGUCGAAAAUUAAGCACUCCUCUCUGUCGGCGUCAAAGUGUUUGCGUGGAAGCGCAGCUACGACAUUGCGCCGGCGCUAGUGUGGCACCCUGCACCGCCUUUGGGCCAGCAUCGCCGUUGCAGAGGAGGCCGACCCUCCCGACCCAACGGAAACUCGUUGUAACGUCCUCACAAAGCGGCGGCAAGGCGGAGGAUGUAGAGAAGCAGGACUGGAAAUUCGGGCGAAAUGAGGGGCCAAUGUCCUGGCCCUGGAAACUCAUGUGCGCCAUCCUGUACAUGCUGCCGUGGGUGGACGUUACAGAAAAGACCGUUUACUUUGUUGAGCGCUUUCCGGCGUUCGUAUGGACGGAGUACUUCUCGGAGCCCUUUGAGCACUGGUACAACAUCCACGAGUACGCACCGCUCUUUAUCUUCUUCGCGACCUACCUGGGCAUUGUGCGCAACAAGAAGAUUCCACAUGUCGCCCGCUACCACGUGAUGAUGGGUGUGAUGCUGGACAUCGUGGCCAUGAUCCUGAUCGUGACGGAGGAGAACCUGCCCACCGGGGUGCUGUGGACGCCCUGGUCGGACCUCUUUUACGCGCUCAUGUUCUGGUUCGUGUUCCUGCUGGUGGUCUACUGCCUCUUCUUCUGCUUCCUCGGCUGGUACUGCGAGAUCCCGCUCAUCUCGGAGGGCGUCUACCUGCAGAUCGAGCAGGCGGAGCAGCUGGGCGCGUAAAAGAAGCAGCGGGAGCUGGCAGGGGGGGAGCAGGAGGCGGGGCUCAGCUGCGGAAGGGAGAGGGAGGAGCAAGGGGAGAGCAGGAGAAGGGAUAGGGAAGGGAAAAGAGCAGGGUCUGGGUGGGCUCAUUCGGGCGCUUGGGUGAGGUGGUGGGAGGAGGUGUGAUGAGGGGCAACCGGAGGGCCGGCAGCGGCUGCUUGCCGGGAGCAUGCGAGGAGGGCAGCUGCGGAGCAGGAGGAGGAGGAGGAGGAGGUGGCGGGUGCUGCCAGCGGCAGCAAAAAGCAGCAGGAGGAGCGAGGCCAGCGCAGCAGAUCAGAGCUGCAGUGUGGCAAGGAGCACAACAGGUGCACAGGAGGAGGAGGAGGAGGGGGAGGGCGGUUAGCCCCCCGGCACCGGUUUCAUGCGGGGCGGGGCGGGGCUUCAGGCGUUACGCAGCUUUAUGUGCUCCGCUGUUGCGGUGCCGGGUGGUGCGAUGGCGCCUGCUGUCGGUGCUGGCCUGGCUGCGCCGCAGCCCUUGGCACGUGGGCCUCACCGGGGGGGGGCGCCUGGCGGGUGCCUCCAAGCGAUAACGGAGGGGUCCUGCCAGACACCUCUUGUCGCUGCACAAGGGGCGUUUGGUGUGUGCGCGCGUGUGGCCGCCAGCGCUAGUGCUGCUGCUGUGAGGCCGCCUGAUGAGAAGCUUCCCGUACGUCCGGUCCGCACACCUCCCUCGGUUUUUGCUUCUUGAGAUACGUUUCUUGGGCUACGUUGCACAUGAAGCAUAUGGGCUUCAGCGGCGGCGUUUCGCUCGAGUUGGGGUCAUGCGGCGGUGCUGGGGUAGCUGGGGUGGUAGUGGCGCUACAGCGUGGGUAGCGGGCAGUGGGUAGCGGACAGUGGGCGGUUGCUGCGUUGGAGCGGGGUGCAUGGUUGGACCGGGGGGGGGGGGUAGCUUGAAUAAGGCUGCGGCGCACCGCAAGUCGGCAUGCGUUCUCGCCCCCGGAAGGUCUGGGGCGGGGGUUGCAAGGCUUGCACCUUUCGUUGAUAUGAGGGGCGUGAUAUGAGAUGGGCUGGUCCAGGGAUGUGGCCCUCAGCUGUCAUGGUGCUUACCACAGCUUACAAGCAGCAGCUUUCUUGCAUUGAAGGCUAUAUGACUGAUGUGCGGACGAGUGGCUUACCGGUACUUAACUCGUGUCUUGCUUAAUGUGGGAGCUGGGACGUGCCGACACCGGUUGUGGGUUGUCAGCGCAUAUAACACAGGUUCAGGCACGUGCUUCCACUGUUGUUGCUACAAGUCUGUUCAAAGCGAGCGAAGUCAAAUUAUGCCGGACGAUGCAUGUCUCCGACAUUAUAUGCCCCUGACAGCGAUCUCCUGCAAUGCGCUCGACAAUCUUUGCUGCUAAGAUGUCAGUAACCGCCAUCCUC
Astrephomene gubernaculifera is the source of this 2274-nucleotide messenger RNA. The record is from the annotation of a GenBank genome assembly. NCBI's taxonomy places the organism in Eukaryota, Viridiplantae, Chlorophyta, Chlorophyceae, Chlamydomonadales, Astrephomenaceae.